Pseudomassariella vexata is the source of this 945-nucleotide messenger RNA. RefSeq names its product P-loop containing nucleoside triphosphate hydrolase protein. The coding region runs from base 1 to 945 and encodes 314 amino acids. The record is from RefSeq and is a predicted model, not a curated record. Gene Ontology annotation, molecular function: microtubule binding; GTPase activity; GTP binding. The transcript has a single exon. NCBI's taxonomy places the organism in Eukaryota, Fungi, Ascomycota, Sordariomycetes, Amphisphaeriales, Pseudomassariaceae. Gene Ontology annotation, cellular component: membrane; cytoplasm; microtubule.
AUGACACUGAACACAGCGGGUGAAGCACCGCCCGUCCUGGUGGACGGGCUCCGUUCCACCAAUUCCACCUAUCGUUUGAAUCAGAUCGAUAGGGUCAGAGCCAACGGUGUCGGCGGCCUCGUGUCUCUUCCUCAACCUGUUGUCUGCGGCGAUCAGUCUGCAGGCAAGAGCUCCGUCCUUGAGCGUUUGACUGGGAUUCCCUUUCCUCGGCACAAUGGUGUAUGCACCCGUUUUCCGACCGAAAUUAUUCUGCGCCAUGAUUCCGGCGUCCAAAAGAUCUUCGCCACAAUUCAACCCCACGAUUCUCGUGGCACCGAGAUGCAAGAGUCCUUAAGAGCAUACCAUCGCAACAUUUCUGAUCUUUCGGAACUUCCGGUCAUUAUCGAGGAAGUCUCAGGACUGAUGCAGAUCCGGGAAUAUGGAGAUGAUGCAAUGAGCGGUGGUGCUUUUGCGCCCGAUACCCUGCGCAUAGAUAUCUCCGGACCAACAGGUUUGCAUCUUACCAUUGUCGAUCUUCCUGGUUUGAUUUCUGUCUCAAAUGAGGAACCAACUGAAGAGGAUGUCUUGAUAGUCCGGCAAAUGGUUGAGAGCUACCUUUCCAGCACCCGGACUAUUAUUCUCGCAGUACUCCAAGCCAGCAACGAUGUGGCAAACCAAAAAAUCCUACAGCUAGCUCGAAAGCAUGACCCUGAGGGCCAGCGCACUGUUGGGAUCAUUACAAAACCAGAUCUCAUCAAUGAAGGCACCGAGGCAAAGAUUGCAAGACUCGCCAAGAACCUUGACAAUGUCAAGUUGAGGCUUGGCUUUUUUCUAUUGAAGAACCCAAGUCCAUCAGAUAUUGGUCUUUCUUUCGACGCGCAAUGUCAAAAGGAAACUCAAUUCUUCCUGAUGUCAUGUCAGGGUACGGCUAGGCCGAAGGCAAUAGUACAGAGUGAUGGGGAGUAA